Molecule: messenger RNA, 458 nt
Organism: Caenorhabditis auriculariae
Lineage: Eukaryota; Metazoa; Nematoda; Chromadorea; Rhabditida; Rhabditidae
Source: the annotation of a GenBank genome assembly
AUGAUCACGCUUUUGCGUUUCGAGACAUGUUAUCACAGUGUUCCCAAACGAGCGGCAGCUGUGGUCAGUAGGCGUGGAGUAGGCGUGGCUGACUGCAACAGCGGCACGGUUUAUUGCAAUAGGGGCGCGGGAAUGAGAGUCAAGUUUGUGGAUUUAGUGGUUGGAAAAAGACCAUUAAAUGAUGUUUUUCCUAGGUUCUCGCAAGUUUUCAAAGAUUUUUGAUGUGUAUUAAAUUAUAAUUUUUGAUGUGUAUUAAAUUUCCGUGUAAAAUCUUCACUCGAAGUGGUGCUCUCAUUCUGAGGCUUCCACCUAGAGCACGGUCUCCGGGCUCCAGCUACACCAUCCACUACAUUCUGAGCUCGUCAAGGCGCAACUGGAUGGACUACGCGCAGAAGGACGAGGCGAAGGACCGUAAGACCAUGCUUUCAACUCUUUCGACUACACGUUUGGACUUCUAG